ACGUCAGCCAGCCCGAGCUCGUCAUCUAUCGGGGAAUCGUCGGUGAAUCUGCUAAUAGCUAUUCCAAGCCUACACGCGGCUGUUUGCUUCAUCACUGCUGUCGCAAGCGUUCGCUCCUUCGUCAACAACACAUUUCACCACCUAUUUCCACAGCUGCGACUUCUUCGCUCCCAGCUACUACUAUGGAUGACUACGAGAGAGAUCGUGCGCAGCUCAACGAGAUCGUCGCGCCCGUGAUCGGUGAACCUGAUGACUAUCUUAUAUGGGAUGGAGUCAUCAAAGUUCUUAUGGACUUCGAUGGUGGCUUGAACCGCAAUUCUAGUGACCUCGCCAUCUCAGCAAUUCGCGACGUGUACGACCGCCUGCUUCUCAAGUUUCCUCUAUUCUUUGGUUAUUGGAAGAAGUACGCAGAUCUUGAAUUUUCGCUCUCUGGUACCGAAGGUGCUGAACUGGUGUACGAGCGAGGAAUUGGCAGCGUUGGCGUCAGUACCGCUCUUUGGGCUUAUUAUUGCGAGUUCAAGAUGCAAACCUGUCACGAACCUGAGAUCGUUCGAGAGCUGUUCGAGCGAGGCGCUGAAUGCUGUGGCUUAGACUGGCACUCCGAAGCUUUCUGGGACAAGUGGCUUGAGUUUGAGGAUCGAGUCGACGCCCCGGCCGAAAAAUACAAAGUCCUGGUCCGGGUCAGCACAUUGCCAAUCUCUCACUAUGCCAGAUAUUAUGAGCAGAUCCGCAUAUACGCCAAUACUCGACCCGUCGACGAGCUUGUACCUGCAGCUCAGCUUGCAAGCUACCGUGAUCAGGUCAGCUGCGAAAACUCCUACGGCCGACAAAAGAGCGAAGCCGAGAAAGACCGUGAGAUACGAGCGCUGGUCGAUGCUCACUACAUCGAAGUUUGUCAAAAGACCUACGCGGAGUACGUAAAGCGGUAUAAUCACGAGGAGAGGUUCACCACCGGAUUCUUCACACCGGGCGAAAUAGAAGAGGCUCAGUUGGAGAAUUGGCGCAAAUAUCUCGACUUCGAGGAACAGGAGGGAAAGUUUAAUCGUACCAUGUUCCUCUACGAGCGUUGUGUAUCCAUUUGCGCAAAUUACGAAGAGUUUUGGCUCCGCUACGUUCGUUGGAUGUCCGCGCAGCCUGACAAGCAAGAAAAUACUCGCCAUAUCUUCGCUCGAGCAUCAACCAUAUUCCUUCCCAUUGCACUGUACCAAAUACGUCUACUAUGGGCCCUGUUCGAGGAGACAAGCAUGAAUCGCCUAGACGUCGCCAGGGACAUCCUUCAAGGAAUCAUCUUCGCCACGCCUCAGAAUCUGGAGGCUCUGGAGGCCUGGGCAAGUUUAGAACACCGGCAGAAUGGACUGGACGCUGCGCUCGAUGUCUAUCGCGCCCAGAUCGGAAAUACAGACACAGAUCUUCAUGUCAAAGGUGCAAUUAUCAAAAAGGCCGGACUCAUGAUCUGGAAAUUUCGUAGUAGCACCGAGGCACGUCGUCUCUUCGAUGAGAACGUAGAGCACUACAUGUCGAUCCCCGCGUUUUGGAAAGGUUAUCUCCAAGUAGAGAUGAGUCAGUCGGCCAAAGAGCCCCACGAUGUAGCACAACGUCAGCGUGUCAGGAAUCUUCACCAGCAAAUUCGCAACAACGGUCGUCUUCCUCCUCAUGCGGUUCGACAAUUGUCUGAGAUGUAUAUGCACUUCCUCCUAGACAAUGGCGCGAAAGAAUCAGUUGAAGAGUACCUUCACGUGGAUCUUCUUGUCAAUGGAUCCUUCCCAACGUCAGCGGCUGUCCAGCGUGCUCAGCCCAUGAUUCAGAAGCCUCAAAGCAAGGGCAAAGCAAAGGAAAACAAGCGCUUGGGAGAUGUUGAGAUGACCGGCUAGAAACACUAGCACUAGAUACCAUAGCAUUCCAAUGAAGUAUAAGGGUGCCCAUAGGCACAUUGGCCCAGGCAGCACCCAUCUUGGCUAAUACAAGCAUGGGCACAUUCAUCUUUCACAGUAGCACCACUGCGAGAAGCGCGUUAAGGAUCCCAAGGGUCGUGCAGCGUAAUUAGUCUC
Messenger RNA from Pseudovirgaria hyperparasitica, 2048 nucleotides. RefSeq lists its product as uncharacterized. The transcript is spliced from 5 exons. Gene Ontology annotation, cellular component: commitment complex; U2-type prespliceosome; U1 snRNP. Gene Ontology annotation, biological process: RNA processing; mRNA 5'-splice site recognition. The record is from RefSeq and is a predicted model, not a curated record. Bases 183 to 1871 code for a protein of 562 amino acids. Gene Ontology annotation, molecular function: protein binding. NCBI's taxonomy places the organism in Eukaryota, Fungi, Ascomycota, Dothideomycetes, Acrospermales, Acrospermaceae.